Diospyros lotus (date-plum) is the source of this 2213-nucleotide messenger RNA. RefSeq names its product UDP-glucose 6-dehydrogenase 1-like. Gene Ontology annotation, cellular component: cytosol; nucleus. The record is from RefSeq and is a predicted model, not a curated record. The transcript has 2 exons. Lineage: Eukaryota; Viridiplantae; Streptophyta; Magnoliopsida; Ericales; Ebenaceae. Gene Ontology annotation, molecular function: UDP-glucose 6-dehydrogenase activity; NAD binding. Gene Ontology annotation, biological process: glycosaminoglycan biosynthetic process. Bases 445 to 1887 code for a protein of 480 amino acids.
ACGAUACGGAUUUGAUGAUGUAACUGCAGUUUGUGUUAGAUCCAAGGCACUGUUUUUUUUGUUAAUUGAAUUUUCUUCUUCUUCUUCUUCUUCUUCUUCUUCUUCUUCUUCUUCUUCUUCAUUUGAAAUGGUUGGCUGUUUGGGAUCACGGUAUUCACGGUGUUGAGUUGCUCAUUUAUGGAAGCUGAAAUGUUGCGGACGUUCAUUUGGUCUAGCUGUAAUUUUAAAUCUGUCCGUUUUAAUAUGUGAACGUUGAAAUUGUAUAUGCGGUUUCCUGAUCUUCUCUGUCGUUGGCACAAUUGUUCGUACUUGUAUUGAUUUGACUGAUUCUGUUUUCAAAUUUGGACCAGAUUCAAUGGUUGAAACCUAUGUGUCGUUGAUUAGUUCCCGGUUCCAGGUUUUGUUGAUUAAUUCCCUGAUUCAGGCUGUUGAGAACAAAUAAAAAUGGUGAAAAUUUGCUGCAUUGGAGCUGGUUAUGUGGGGGGACCAACAAUGGCCGUGAUCGCCCUGAAAUGCCCAUCAGUUGAAGUGGCCGUUGUUGAUAUCUCUGCUCCAAGGAUCAAUGCUUGGAACAGUGACCAACUUCCCAUUUAUGAACCUGGCCUUGAUGAAGUUGUGAAGCAAUGCAGAGGGAAGAACCUCUUCUUUAGUGUUGAUGUGGAGAAACAUGUUUCAGAGGCAGACAUCGUCUUUGUGUCAGUUAAUACUCCAACCAAAACCCAAGGUCUUGGAGCUGGAAAAGCUGCUGAUCUGACAUAUUGGGAGAGUGCUGCCCGUAUGAUUGCUGAUGUAUCAAAAUCUGACAAAAUUGUUGUUGAGAAGUCAACAGUUCCUGUUAAAACUGCUGAGGCAAUAGAAAAAAUUCUGACUCACAACAGCAAAGGCAUUAACUUUCAAAUUCUGUCAAACCCUGAGUUCCUUGCGGAAGGAACUGCAAUAAAUGACCUUUACAACCCUGAUCGUGUCCUCAUUGGAGGUAGGGAGACCCCAGAAGGUCAGAAGGCAAUCAAAGCACUGAAAGAUGUCUACGCCCACUGGGUCCCUGAAGAACGGAUCAUUUGCACUAAUCUCUGGUCUGCUGAACUCUCUAAGCUUGCCGCUAAUGCUUUCUUGGCUCAAAGGAUUUCUUCAGUUAAUGCCAUGUCAGCUCUCUGUGAGGCAACAGGUGCAGAUGUCACACAAGUGUCACAUGCUGUUGGCAAAGACACAAGAAUCGGUCCAAAAUUCCUCAAUGCGAGUGUUGGUUUUGGUGGGUCUUGCUUCCAGAAGGAUAUCUUGAACUUGGUCUAUAUUUGUGAAUGCAAUGGCCUUCCUGAGGUCGCACAUUACUGGAAACAAGUCAUUAAGGUGAAUGACUACCAGAAGACCCGGUUUGUGAACAGGGUGGUUUCCUCAAUGUUCAAUACCGUCUCAGGCAAGAAAGUUGCUAUUUUAGGAUUCGCCUUCAAGAAGGAUACUGGUGAUACAAGGGAGACCCCUGCCAUUGAUGUCUGUAAAGGGUUGUUGGGGGACAAAGCAAAGUUGAGCAUAUAUGACCCACAGGUUACUGAAGAACAGAUUCAGAAGGAUCUCUCAAUGAAGAAGUUUGACUGGGAUCACCCGACUCAUCUUCAACCAACUAGUCCUACUGCAAUUAAGUCACUUCAAGUGGUUUGGGAUGCUUAUGAGGCAACCAAGGAUGCUCAUGCCAUUUGCAUUAUGACUGAGUGGGAUGAGUUCAAAUCACUAGACUACCAGAGGAUUUAUGAUAACAUGCAGAAGCCUGCAUUUCUAUUUGACGGUCGGAACAUCGUGGAUGUGGAGAAGCUAAGGGGGAUUGGUUUUAUUGUUUACUCCAUUGGUAAGCCAUUGGACCAAUGGCUCAAGGACAUGCCUGCUGUGGCAUAAAGAAUAAAGAGUGUGAUUGAUAUUGGAAUGGCUUGUGAGCAGUAAAUGGUAUACCUGAUUCAUGAGAAGAAGUUUCAGUGUCCAAUAUGUUUUUGUUUUGCCUUUUCAUGACUAUUAAGAUUUGGGUUUAUGCUGUUCUAGAUUAGUUUUAAGUUCUGCGCUGAGUUCCAUGGCAUAGUAGCUUUUGAAUCUUUUCUGUACUUCAGUGGAAAAUCUGAAGCUGUUCUUUGAUACCCUAGAACAAUAAGUCAGUAACUCCUACAUUUGUAUCCCAUUCUCACCUUACUAUUAUUAUUAUCCAUUAUUAUCACUAUGUUUUUUGUGAA